Sus scrofa (pig) is the source of this 3295-nucleotide messenger RNA. RefSeq names its product sorting nexin 32 (gene SNX32). Gene Ontology annotation, cellular component: endosome. Gene Ontology annotation, biological process: retrograde transport, endosome to Golgi. Lineage: Eukaryota; Metazoa; Chordata; Mammalia; Artiodactyla; Suidae. Gene Ontology annotation, molecular function: phosphatidylinositol binding. The record is from RefSeq and is a predicted model, not a curated record.
AGGCCGUUGGAAGCCUCGGCCCAGAGCGGUGGAGGACGGCAACCCGCAAGCCUGAGGCGGGGCCUAACGUGACACGAGACCUCUGCGACCCUGGAGCCCCCCCCGACUCCAGUACCCACUUUGUCGCCUGUCCCCGGCCCUCUCAGUUCCCCACUGCCCCCUUAAAAGCCGGGACCUGGGCAAGGGAAUGACAGGCUUUACAGCCAAUGGCGUCCCGCACAGUAAACCUGCUACCCAAUCAAAAGGCGCGGCUGCGAGAGAAAGGCGAGGGAACCACGCCCUACUCCAGGUGACUCCUGGGCAGGGAGGGGAGCGUGCCACCGUCAUCAGAUAGGGUCCCUACUCAGUCUGUUCCUCCAGGCGAGUUACCGAGGACCAAACUGCGGGAGCGCGCGGGCAGUGGCCUGCGGCGGCAUCUUUGUGUGCUAUAGUCGAGGAGAGUGAUGGAGGAGCAUCAAGAGGCUGGGAAGGAGAGCAAGCCCUCCUGCGCAUCCCUGAACCUGCAGGGGGACAGCUCCUUGCAGGUGGAGAUCUCCGAUGCAGUCAGCGAGCGGGACAAAGUGAAAUUCACUGUUCAGACCAAGAGCUGCCUCCCUCACUUCGCCCAGACUGAGUUCUCAGUUGUGCGGCUGCAUGAGGAGUUCAUCUGGCUACACGACGCCUACGUGGAGAACGAGGACUACGCGGGUCUCAUUAUCCCUCCAGCCCCUCCGAGGCCAGACUUUGAGGCUUCAAGGGAAAAGCUGCAGAAGUUGGGUGAGGGGGACAGCUCCGUCACCCGGGAAGAGUUUGCCAAAAUGAAGCAGGAGCUGGAAGCGGAGUACCUGGCCAUCUUCAAGAAGACCGUUGCGAUGCACGAAGUCUUUCUGCAGCGCCUGGCGGCCCACCCCACCCUGCGUCGAGACCACAACUUCUUUGUCUUUUUGGAAUAUGGCCAGGACCUGAGCGUCCGAGGAAAGAACAGGAAGGAGCUCCUUGGGGGGUUUCUGAGGAAUAUCGUGAAGUCCGCGGAUGAAGCCCUCAUCACGGGCAUGUCAGGACUCAAGGAGGUGGAUGAGUUCUUUGAGCAUGAGAGGACCUUCCUGCUGGAGUACCACCCCCGCAUCCGGGACGCCUGCCUGCGGGCAGACCGUGUCAUGCACUCUCACAAGUGCCUGGCAGAUGAUUAUAUCCCUAUCUCUGCUGCACUGAGCAGCCUGGGAACACAGGAAGUCAACCAGCUAAAGAUGAGCUUCCUCAAACUGGCAGAGCUCUUUGAACGGUUAAGGAAGCUGGAGGGCCGGGUGGCCUCUGACCAGGACCUGAAGCUGUCAGACAUGCUGAGAUACUACACGCGAGACUCACAGGCAGCCAAGGACCUGCUGUACCGGCGGCUUCGGGCGCUGGCCGACUACGAAAACGCCAGCAAGGCACUGGACAAGGCGCGCACCAGGAACCGGGAGGUGCGGGCCGCUGAGAGCCACCAGCAGCUGUGCUGCCAGCGCUUCGAACGCCUUUCCGACUCAGCCAAGCAGGAGCUCAUGGACUUCAAGUCCCGCCGCGUCUCCUCCUUCCGCAAGAAUCUUGUCGAGCUGGCGGAGCUGGAGCUCAAACAUGCAAAGGCCAGCACCCUGCUUCUGCGGAACACCCUUGUCAUCCUCAAAGGGGAGCCUUAGAGCCACUGGAGCCUGCUCUGGGGCCUUUCGUGAUGAGCCCCCCAGCCCUCCCACCACAGGAGCCACCAGCCAGGCCCCAUGACCUCUUGGGGCAGGCCCCACCCCCUGCCCCCAGGUGCCAGGCCCUGCAAGAGGACAGGGCAGCAUGGGCACCAUACCUGGCCACAGGUAAGCAGAGCCCAACCUGGGGAGGCCCGGGGCCCCUGACCUCCCUCCUCAGGGGCUGAGGACCAGCCUCCACCCACUUCUGGGCCCAGAGUUCAUUUGUCUCCAGCCUGUUCACAAAUAAAAAGCCUGGUUUUGUAGUCAAGAGGCCUGCCUGUCCUGACCUUCCAGUUCCAGGGCCCACCAGGGACAGCGCCUACCAGGGCACCAGGGUAGAGACCACAUCCUAAGGGAACAAGGGGGCACACCCCUGCUGUGUCCUCGCUUCUUUUUCAGAGAGCCGCUAGGCUCUCCGUGGAAGGUCCAAGACCUAGACCUUGGGCCCCAGGAGCAGUCUUCAAGGCGUGCCACCACUGCCAUAAACACGUAAAGUGAUUAUAAAUCCUCUACACUCAUUUCCUAAUCAGUAACAUGAACCACCCCUUCCUGCCUCCCUGCCAGAGAUACUGGAAAGGAACUGCGGAACCAGCUCUAACUCCAAGAGGUUUUUUAGUUGCUUGGAAGGGGCAUAAAUCCUGUAUUACCACCCCUGGGGCAAGACUUCCAGAAUACUUUUAUCUGCAGGGCAGGUUAAAGCCAAAGUACAGGCUGGACAGGGCCCACGGUAAUGCGGGCAAGACUUGGGGCUCCAGCCAACACCCUCCUGGUUAAACAGAGGAAGGUGGGGUCCAGGACACCAGGAGUCUGAAGUCCUGGGCUCCACCUGGCUGGCCCCACCUUGCUCUCCAGCCACAUCUGCAGAAGGCCACAGGCUCCACCUGGCUUCUGACUCACAGCAGCUGCUGGACCCAGCCCUCAUGAGUCAGCCAUCCAGGGAAGAAGGCAAAGAAAGCCGAAGAGAACGGUGGAAGUGGAGAAAAAGCUCAGACAACCAGGGACCAGAAGUCUCACAGCCACGUCUGGGCUGGGUAGGGCUGGGCUGAGCAGGGCAUCAGAGCAGCCUGACCGUCCUGCUCCCACCGGGGGGUAAGGCCACAAAGGCCGCGCAGGCACUAAACCCUUCUAUUCAAAGGACCCCUGCAGCCGGCAGCACACACCCUAGGCUCAGCUACCUCCUCAACAGCCAGUCUGGUGCCAACUAUGGCACCAGAAUAUACAGAGUGGCAACUGUCAGGAAAGAGGCUCCACUGGGGCCAGAGGAGGGUGCAUGCAGGCUGGCCGGGGGUGGGGCAUAAAGAGACACCUCCCCCACGAGGUCCCCUGGGCCCCAAUCUUGAAACAAACAUCCCAUUAAUGAGCCUUUUUAUUGUGUCUUUUUCUUUUUUAAUUGAAGGUCCCUUACUGGUCCUGCUUCCAUGAGUGGCUGUGACCAGGGGAAAGGGGGGGGGACCAGGUGGCGCAGGGAGGGGUCAUCUCCACAUCAUUCCAUUUAUACACAGAACUAAACAGACAAGCACAGAGUCACUAUUGCGGUUAGAAGUUGGCAGCAUGGGAAAAGGAAGGAACAGGUCGGGAACUGGGGUGUCGUUAAAAAA